AUGCCUGCUCUUGUUAUCAAGACCAACGCUAAAUUCACAGAGGAAGAGAAGUCCAAGGCCACCGAGGAACUCGGAAACAUUGUUUCCAAGGUUCUUGGAAAGCCAAUCUCUUAUGUCAUGGUCACAUUAGAGGAUGGUGUUGCUGUUAGAUUCGGUGGCAGUGACGAGAAGGCUGCUUUCAUGUCCCUCAUGUCAAUUGGUGGACUUAACAGAGCUGUUAACAAGAGGGCAUCUGCUGCUCUCACAAAGUGGUUCACAGACCAUGGUUUCCAGGGCGAUCGCAUUUACAUCGUCUUCAAUCCAAAGAGUGCUGAGGACUGGGGCUUCAAUGGUGACACAUUUGCCUAA
Messenger RNA from Trichomonas vaginalis G3, 348 nucleotides. Its product is annotated as phenylpyruvate tautomerase protein. The record is from RefSeq and is a predicted model, not a curated record. The transcript has a single exon. Gene Ontology annotation, molecular function: phenylpyruvate tautomerase activity. Lineage: Eukaryota; Parabasalia; Trichomonadida; Trichomonadidae. The coding region runs from base 1 to 348 and encodes 115 amino acids.